Acomys russatus (golden spiny mouse) is the source of this 860-nucleotide messenger RNA. Its product is annotated as gastrokine-3-like. The transcript is spliced from 7 exons. Bases 1 to 681 code for a protein of 226 amino acids. The record is from RefSeq and is a predicted model, not a curated record. NCBI's taxonomy places the organism in Eukaryota, Metazoa, Chordata, Mammalia, Rodentia, Muridae. Gene Ontology annotation, biological process: regulation of cell population proliferation.
AUGGAGUUUGAAUUUCAUCCAGACAUCUGGGCCGCCACCAAUCAGAGCCUGAAAGAAUACGAUGCGGGGAAAGGCUUGAAUUGGUGUUCACUGUGUGGAGAUUUCAAAGUUUCCUUGUGUCUGAUGGUUGAGGAGUAUUCCCAUUGCAUCACACCUUCCAUUCUUGUGACGGUCUUUCUAGUUCCAUCGCUGGCCCUUGUGAACACCAGUGACAGUCAUUCUCUGGAUGGCUCUGUGGGGACCCAAGUCAUCCAUGUCGAUGCCUUCCGAGGUAUGGUCAGCAUCCAAGACAACAAUGUUCUGAGUGAAUGGAAUGGAAUCGUGGACUACAAGAAUGCCCUCCUGGCAGCUAAACUGUUUAAUAAGAUGGCCUGUGUCCUGGCCAAGAUGGACCCAGCAGUCUUCCCAAGUUUGGAUGAUAUUACCCAGGCCCUGGGCAAGCAGGCUUCCGGUCGUUAUCCACCCACCCGCGGACUUACCUACACUGUUUUACCCAGCCGAGUUAAAAACCUGGCCCAGUACGGAGCACCUGUCAAGGACCUGUGCAGAGCGGUACCCACCUACUUUGCCCAACAGCAAAAAGAAGGUACUGCCCUGGCGAUGGAUCCAGACUCCUGCUCCGAGCUCCAGCUUCUGUCCUUCAUGGGACUCUCCAUCUGUGGUGAGAUCCCUGGGCUCUGAACCUCUACCUCAGCCUUGUGAAGACGGAGCUUGCCUGGUGCAGCCUCUGCCUGUGGAAAGUGUCUCGUUCCAAUACUCUGCUUACUGGCUUCUCAUGCAGCACUAGCCCUGUAAUCUGGGGAGGAGGCGGGGAAAUGGGUGUGUUUUCUACCUUCUAUGAAGAAAUAAUAAAGUUUUUG